This is a messenger RNA of Cucumis melo (muskmelon), 1195 nucleotides long. RefSeq names its product autophagy-related protein 101. The record is from RefSeq and is a predicted model, not a curated record. The coding region runs from base 235 to 897 and encodes 220 amino acids. Gene Ontology annotation, biological process: autophagy; autophagosome assembly. Lineage: Eukaryota; Viridiplantae; Streptophyta; Magnoliopsida; Cucurbitales; Cucurbitaceae. The transcript is spliced from 7 exons. Gene Ontology annotation, cellular component: phagophore assembly site.
UCAAACUCAUUAUUUAUUUACAUCCAAAAUUUGGACUUUUUUCUUUUCGUAUUAAAUAAUACCAACAAAUUUAAUUAUUAUAAAAAUAAAAAGGAAAAUUUCUUAGAAGAACAGUAUGGUUAGAAAACCUUCGCUUUGAAUUCUGCCCAGAAACGAUGACUUCGUGUAAUUCAGAAAGUUAGGGUUUCAUUCCGCGAUCUAUCACCGACCCGAACCUCACCAUACCCAAUUGCCAUGAAUUGCGAAGUAUGCCAACUCAAAGAACUGGAAGUUGAGCAGUUCGAGAUACGCGAAGUUCUGCGCUGUAUACUACACACAAUUGUAUUUCACCGAGCUUUAGGUCUUGUUCGGCCCAGAGACAUUGAUUUGGAGCUUUUUGAUAUUACUUAUGUGCAAUGUGGAGACAUUGAAGUUGAGAAGAAGAUCGAUGAGAAGAUUGAGCAGUUCAUUAAUUGGGUAGAGAAACACCCAAACAAGAAAAGCCAGAUAUGUUUAUCCUUUUAUCAAGAGAAAAAUAAACAGGCCUCUUGGUUCACUAACAAAAUUGAACGCUUUUAUUGGGAACAAUGGUAUAUCAAUUUGCAUGUGGCCCAACACAUAAAAAUACAUUCUGGCAAGACUCACCAACAGAAAAUUCUAGUUGAUCCUGGAGAGAGUGGAUUGGAUGAGAGAAGCAUCCGCAGGACGACACUGGAAGCUUCUCUUCGUGAGGUGUUGUUUCAAGUAAUAAAGUUUGUGAAUGAAAAGAAGGAUCAUGUUCCUGCUAUACCAAGUCCAGAUUGUGGUGUUGUUAUUUUCCCCUAUGAAAUAACAAUUCCUAGUUCAUCAGAUUCUGCAUUUGGAAUGGACAUGAUCAAGAGGAUGUUGCAAACUGGACACCCCACUAUGCUCAGCUGAUUAUCAGAAUUCUGGAGCCUAUACCAAGAAUGUUCCACAUCUUGUCUUUAUAGAAGGUUCCAUUUCUUUUAUAUGAUCUCUAUGGCAUAUUUAGAGUCAUUUGAAAAAGGAUUGAAUAUUGGCGGAGUCGAGGAAAAUAUCUGAUUUUCCCAACACAAUCCUCUAUCCAUAUUCCUCUGAUUUUCCCAACACAAUCCUCUAUCCAUAUUAACACUCUAUCCUCUAUUUCGCGUUCUUUUUACACUAUCCAUUGUGAAUAUUGACACUAAUCAAUGUAUAUACACACAUUCAAUGUUCA